CUGACCUUCACCGUCAACAUAGAUUUGCCAGACUGUAUGUAACUUUUGGAAAAAAAUCAUAUCAGUUUCGUUUCAUUUAAGUAUUUUCAAGUAUUAAUAUAAAUCGUAGCGUAAUCUUCAAUUAAAUAAAACUGAUAGCGAUGAUAUUUUAUGAAAAUAUUUACAACGUAUCGAGCUUUCAGUGCGUUAGAUUUAAUUUGGGCGUUGGUUUUUUUAUUAAAGUGCAAUGUUAUUAAUACUUGCAGCUUUAACCCUAGUUUUUACAUAUUUAUAUUUUGUGUUUACUACGCCUUUUUGGGAUAAAUUUGAAAUUCCUUACUUAAAACCGAAUCCGUUCUUUGGAAAUUUGACGGAUGUUGUUUUUCAAAAAGCUAGCUUAGUGGAUGUUUAUAACAGGAUUUAUAGAAAAUUUAAAAACAGUGCGUACGUUGGGAUUUAUAUAAUAAGAAGGCCCGGAAUUUUAAUUAGAGAUAUUGAUUUGGCUAAAGAUGUUUUAAUUGGUAACUUUAGUCAUUUUCACGAAAACGAUUUAGAAGUUGAUCCGGAAUAUGAUCCGAUUUUUGGAAAUAACCCGUUUACUAUGAAAGGUGAAGAAUGGAAAAUUCAAAGAACUAAACAUGUACCUCUAUACACAAUAGCAAAAAUGAAAAAUAUGUUUGAAUCGGUAAAGGAUAGUUCAGAAAAAUUAGUAAAAUACUUAAAAGAACAUACCGUAAAAAAUAGUUGUGUUGAAGCAAUGGAUAUUUCAGCAAAAUACACUAUUUCAAACGUGGGUAGUUGUGCCAUAGGAAUAGAUAAUCGAACAUUAGAAGAAAAAAAUUCAGAAAUGCGUCAAAUGGGGAAAGACUUAGUAGAAAUAUCAAUUUACAAUUCAAUAAAACAAUUUUUAAUGAUUGUUAUUCCGAGUGUAUUCGACUUUUUCAAGGUAACUUUGGUCCCAACAAAAGUUUACAAAAGGCUUAAAAGUAUUAUCAUUGAACAAAUCGAUUAUAGAAACAAAAAUAAUGUGAAACGGAACGAUUUUUUUGAUAAUAUUCGUAAACCUAAAGGAAAAGGUGCCGAAUUAGAAGAAAUAAUCGCCCAUGUUGGCGGAUUUUUCGUAGAUGGUUUUGCAACAAGUUCCCACGCCUUAAAUUUCACACUUUACGAAAUCGCCAAAAAUGUAGAUGUCCAAAGAAAAUUACGAAAAGAAAUCGACGAAACCAUUUCAAAAAACAAUGGAAAAAUCACCUACGACAUUUUAAAUGAAAUGGUUUACUUAGAAGCCGUUAUUUUGGAAAGUUUAAGAAAAUAUCCCCCUUUAGGAUCGAUGACGAAAUUGUGCACAUCACCGUUUACGCUUCCUCCAGCAACUCCGGCCUCCAAUCCAAUCAAAAUUCAAGUUGGAACACCCGUAGUAAUUCCAUUAAUGGCCAUUCAAAACGACGAUAAGUAUUAUCCAAAUCCAGAAAAAUUCGAUCCUAGCCGAUUAUUACCAGGAAACAAAGAAUUUAUUGAAAAAAAAGCUUUUAUGCCAUUUUCAACCGGCCCGAGAGCUUGUAUUGGACAAAAAUUUGCUUUGAUGCAAGCUAAAAUGUGUAUUUUUAAACUUUUGGAACAUUUUAAAUUAAAAGUUAAUUCCAAAACUAGAGAACCUAUUAUGUUACAUCCGGCUGCUGUUUUAAUUACUGCUAAAGGUGGGAUUUGGUUAGAUGUUACUAAAAGGAAAUAAAAAUAAAAUUUUCAGGAAAUUAAAAGUA
This is a messenger RNA of Onthophagus taurus, 1739 nucleotides long. RefSeq names its product cytochrome P450 6j1-like. Lineage: Eukaryota; Metazoa; Arthropoda; Insecta; Coleoptera; Scarabaeidae. The record is from RefSeq and is a predicted model, not a curated record. Gene Ontology annotation, molecular function: heme binding; monooxygenase activity; oxidoreductase activity, acting on paired donors, with incorporation or reduction of molecular oxygen.